AUGAUCCCGCCGGCCAACUCAGCCCAGGAUGAGGGUAGCGGAGGAAAAGAGGACGAGCAAAAUGAGACUCCCAAAUCCCCGAGUAACACAUCCAAUCAGGAAACGAAGAAUGCUGUGAGGCCCGAACACCCCAAACGUAAGCUCCAGAAGCUCAAGCGUUCCUUGUCCUUCAAAACCAAGAGCAUCCGCAGCAAGAGCGCCGACAACUUUUUCCGAAGCAGCGGCGACAACAAAACAGAGCUCCUCUCCGACGUGAGCGGCAGCACAGGCCACAUGUACAGCAUUGGCAUGGCGCCGCCGCACACCACUGGCCCGUCUAUCCCACCCGUGCCCCCUGCCAUACCCUGCGCGCCCCCUCCAACAUCUCGCUCUCAGACACGCAACCCUCUGCAGGUGGACUCAGCCGGACACUGCUUCAUGGAGCACAUCUUCAAGAAGCCCACCUUCUGCGACGUUUGCAACCACAUGAUCGUAGGUACCACAGCAAAACACGUGGUAUUCUUGGCUGGCAACACGGCGAAGCACGGCCUGCGCUGUAAAGCCUGCAAGAUGAGCCUCCACCACAAGUGCGAGAACGGCGUCGGACAGCAGCGCUGCAUGGGGAAACUGCCAAAAGGCUUCCGGCGUUACUACAGUUCGCCGUUACUGAUCCAGGAACAGUAUGGCUGCAUCAAAGAAGUCAUGCCCAUUGCUUGUGGCAAUAAAGUGGACCCGGUCUAUGAGGCGCUCAGGUUUGGGACGUCAUUAGCUCAAAAGGCCAAGAGGGCUAGUGGCUCGGAGUCUCCGCACAGAAAUUCGACCACUGACUUGGAUAACGUUCCGGAGGAAGCGGUGCCUCAUACCAGCAGACAUGCGCUGUCAAGAAAACAAAGUGAUGAUGUUUUCACAGUUAUUGAAAAUGGCGCCGAGCACUACCACAUCCAGCCGGAAAGAACACUCCGCAACUCUGAGCUGGAAGACAGCCAGCUUCACCAAGAUGCACUCCAACUCAACACCUACGUGGCCUUGUACAAUUUUACUGCUCAAGAGAGCCAUGACCUGGAGAUGAGAGCAGGAGACCGAAUUUUGUUAGUUGAUGACUCCAAUGAAGAUUGGUGGAAGGGGGUGAUUGAGGACAGGAUCGGUUUCUUCCCGGCUUCCUUCGCUCAUCUCUUAAUGGUGGGAGACCAGGUUUUCAGGUGUAACAGGACGUUCAUCGGCUGCAGGGAGCAGGGCCAGAUUACGCUGAAGGAGGGACAGAUUUGUGUGAGCAGUGAGGACGAAAGCAACGGCUUCAUCCGGGUGGCGAGCGCCAAGAAGCGAGGCUUUGUGCCGUGUGACGUCCUGGACAUCAUCUGA
Messenger RNA from Nerophis lumbriciformis (worm pipefish), 1338 nucleotides. The record is from RefSeq and is a predicted model, not a curated record. NCBI's taxonomy places the organism in Eukaryota, Metazoa, Chordata, Actinopteri, Syngnathiformes, Syngnathidae.